ACAUAGCUUCAGACGACACUCGACAAGGGUCAAUUGCGCGCUUCUUGUCGCUGAUGCCGAAUGUCUCUCAGCAGACAUGCUUGCCGGCAUGCCCUGCAGCCACCUACCUCUGCGCUCAUCGACCAUGUGUGGAUCAGUGAUGACCUACUCGCAUCGACCUUCAAGCGGUUCGUAAACUGCCAGAAACGCCAUGAAAGCAAGGUGCCGGGUCCAUUAGAGGCGCGGAGGCGUCUUGCGAAGCGGAGGAAUACGGCAUUGGCUAGUGUGGGCAAUUAUGGGUUGCCAGACAUGGGCAGUCUGUUUGGGAGGAAUGGGACGGGGCAUAUGAAGUGGAAGUCGAAUGAUUCCAACUUUGCCCUUUCUUCACAAUUUGACUCACUCGGUUCAUCAUACUCUUAUGCUCCGAGUCCCCCUGCGCCGCCCAUGCCUUCUUUUCUAGCCGAGGGAAGUGACGAUUUAGAUGAUGCUGAAAUACCUUUUUCGUGGUCGAAGCACUCCAGUCAGCUGAGCACGACUGCUCGAGAUGAACUGCUGGAGGAGGAGCUGAAAAAACAUUGGAGGGUGGAUGAUAUACGGAAGAUAAUCUGCGAUUUCGACCUUGAUAUCAAACACGACCCAGCCUACAGCCAGAUGAUUUUUGGCAAUAUGCUAUCUCACACGCUGCGCCGCGAGGAAUCAGUGGUGGAGCUGAUAGCCUUCUUGGAUGACCCGACGCUCAACGUGCGUAACGCGGGAAAUUAUCUAUCGUUGGUGGAGCAUCUGGUCGCAUACGAGGCGAGCGCAUCCAACAGGGAUGAAUUCCUUUGUGCCAUUAAUCGAGCGCUCGAGCUCGGCUUAAUCCCAACUGAAGAGAUUGGCCUAAUCAUCGAAGGGCUGCCAGAGAUAAAGGUUGGAACUGGGACACUGCGAUCCGAGGAUCCGAACGGACUCGUGCGCUGUUAUCGGAGUCUGUGGGAUGCGCUACGGAGUUGUAACGUGCUGCGGGUCGAAGACCUGGAACAGGAAAUAUUCCAGUCGUGGCUGGAUGAGCUUGCUCAGACGGAGUUGCACAAGGAGGUGUUACUGCUAGCAAGGGAUAUUAUAGUGUCUACACAUCCUUCACCCACCCAGGACUGUAGCUGGGUGCCAUGCUUUAUUUCACAGUGGCUAAGCCUUCCGACGGACUCAGUCCAAGACGAGUCCGGCUUCGACCAGAGGAAGUACAACAAUGACUAUGUUCAGAGUUUGCUCGCGUGCUUCUCGCCCCAUCUGGCUUCAAACUACAUUAUCGAGGUGACAGAACACCUCGCGUUGACCUUGGAAGAGAAAAUGCAUAGAGACGUGGUGUUCAAAGCUUGGAGAAAUUUCCUGAAAAAUGUCAGCAAUCUUGAAGUUCUCCUGUCAUCUCGAGCGUGGCUGUCCCUGAAAUCAGCAAAAAGCAAGACAAGGCGGACCGAGGAUUCCAAUAGUCCCCAUCCUAGCCUUCAAACCCACCAAGAGAUUCUCAUUCGCCUGUGGAUCUUAAAAUCCCUUGGUCGCUCUGUCUCUCGAUAUCACUCUUGGGAACUUCCCCAGUCUGUCGUGACGGUAGUCUCGGAACUUCUUGUCCGUUUCACCAGGAUUACGAGGGAUUGGGAGGAGAGAGACGUCCUAGUGAACCUCGUGAAGGGUCUUCAAGAAUUGAACAUUCCAUCUAACAAUGUUAUCAUGAUGGCUAUUGCCGUCAAAACAAAAAAGCAACCCAAGGAUCUGGCACGGAUGGCGUUGAAGCAACUGGAGGCGUCAGAUCAGACUAUCACGGACCUGUUCGCAAACAGACUGAGCUAUUUGGCUACCCGCCGCUACUUCGGUUCAAGCUUCGAAAAGACGGUCCGCAAGAUCGAUAUCACUAGUACUUCCUUCAUCGAGCAAAGCAAGAGUUUCGUAAAGAGUGGCGGCGUCAAUGACUAUCUAAUCGUGCUUCGAAUCUUGCGCUCCCAUACUCCGCUGAAGAUUGCGCUCUCGCGAGCAUGGGGCCCGCCACCAGACCUGGAUUCGGCUGGCACUGCACUCGCAUUAGCCCGAGAUCCUGAACAUCCUGAUCCGCAUGCAUGCCUGGAACUAAUCCAUCUCCUCGCCAUCACUUUCGCAACUGCCAAGAACUUGACUCCUCGCCAGGCCUACCGAGUGGUGCAUUGGCUAUACCUUUUCCUGAGGAAACAUCAAGCUCCUAUCAAACCGCCGCUCGUCCGUGCAAUGUACCAUUGCGGAAUCACUCGGUACCAACAAGCAGGCAUGCAUGUCUCUACUCUGCGGUACAAGUUCAUUAUGGAUCUUGUGGGCGAGGCCGAAGACCCCGAGGUGGUUAUGGCAUUGAGGAAUGUACCCGCAUAGACUGUCGACAGCCUUGUGCCUAUUGCUUCUUGCGCACAGAUGUUUCUGCGCAAUAGCUCUGCUCCUGGAACAUCGUUUCCGUGAUAAGGCUUUUAUAUAGAGAUUAGACUAUGUAUAUAUAGUAGAUACCCGGUACUUUAGAAAAGAAAAGAAAAAAAAAGAAAUAUAUGACUUCGAUCCCGCGAUCGAUCAAUCUUUUACAGCAG
Paecilomyces variotii is the source of this 2558-nucleotide messenger RNA. RefSeq lists its product as hypothetical. Lineage: Eukaryota; Fungi; Ascomycota; Eurotiomycetes; Eurotiales; Thermoascaceae. The record is from RefSeq and is a predicted model, not a curated record. The transcript has 2 exons. The coding region runs from base 61 to 2352 and encodes 763 amino acids.